AUGCCGCAACAGUUCAGACCGUCGACGACCGUACCUGCCCAAGAUUUGAUCGUCUCCGCCAAUCCUCCCUCAAGAUCUUCCUCGUCCAACAUUCAGGCUCUUCCUCGGAUUCAGACCCUCGUGGACUUUCUCCUUGAGCCUUCUGUCGACCGUCUCUCAUCCUGGCCAGCACGCUUUACACCUGAAUACGAUGAUACCUUUAUCUCCAACUCCAGCCAAGACUUCGAGAAUGAGCAGGAAGACAAGAUCAAAGACCAUGCGCCCGUCUUCUCUUCCUGGCCCACCUGGCGUUAG
Punctularia strigosozonata HHB-11173 SS5 is the source of this 294-nucleotide messenger RNA. RefSeq lists its product as uncharacterized. NCBI's taxonomy places the organism in Eukaryota, Fungi, Basidiomycota, Agaricomycetes, Corticiales, Punctulariaceae. The transcript is spliced from 2 exons. The record is from RefSeq and is a predicted model, not a curated record. Bases 1 to 294 code for a protein of 97 amino acids.